AUGGGCAACGACGUCUUCAACGUUCCGAUCUUCUUCAUCGUCUUCCGUGAGACGGUCGAAGCGGCCAUCAUCGUCUCGGUGCUGCUCUCCUUCACGGAGCAGCUCAUGCAGACUGGCCGUCUCGCGCCCGGAGAGCGUGUCGACGAGGCCGUCGGUCCCAUGGACGGCGCGCACAAUGUCCGUGUCAAGAAGAUCAUCAAGCGCAUGCGCAUCCAGAUCUGGGCCGGCACGCUUACUGGUUUCUUCAUCGCGCUCUGCAUCGGUGCGGCCUUCAUCGCCGUCUUCUACACCAAGCUUAACGACCUCUGGGCCCAGACCGAGCAGCUCUGGGAGGGUAUUUUCUGUCUCAUCGCCGCCAUCCUCAUCUUCCUCAUGGGCAUUGCGUUCCUGAAGAUGGACCGCUCGCGCAUCAAGUGGCGCUACAAGCUCGCUGCUGCUUUCGACUCGUCGACCAAGAACUACGAGGUCAACGACCCCCACGCCUCCGAGGUCAGCGCCAAGGGCGGCAAGACUGGUCGCUGGGCUCUGUUCUUCCUCCCUCUCAUCACGCUGCUGCGUGAGGGUCUCGAGGCCGUCGUCUUCGUCGGUGGUGUUUCCAUGAACACCACUGCCCGCGCCAUUCCCCUCCCCACUGUCAUCGGUCUCAUUGCUGGUUUCGCCGUCGGUUACAUCAUCUACCGCACCGGUUCGACGACGACGCUGCACUGGUUCCUGAUCUUCUCGACCUUCUUCCUCUUCCUCAUCGGUGCCGGUCUCUUCACCCGUGCCAUCUGGUUCUUCGAGUACUACAAGUUCGCCAAGGGUGUCGGUGGUGACGUCGCCGAGACCGGCGACGGCCCCGGUUCGUACGACGUCCACGGCAACGUCUGGCACUUCACGUACGGCAACCCCGAGCCGGGAUCGCCCACGACCAACGGAGGUUGGCAGAUCUUCAACGCCAUCUUUGGCUGGAACAACAAUGCGUCCGUCGGCACCAUUCUCGGCUACAUCUUCUACUGGAUCGGCGUCAUGAUGGCCCUGGUGUGGUACAAGUGGUCCGAGGGCCGCUUCACCUUCUUCGGCCUCCUCAAGUCCAAGGCGUACAAGGAGCGCAUGGCGCGUCGCGAGCAGAAGGCCGCCAUGUCCGGCGACUUCUUCCACACCGUCGAGAAGCGCGGCGACGGCUCCUCCACCGAGGGCUCGCUCGAGACCCCCGCCGUUGAGAAGAACGUCGCCCCCGGCGCCCCCACUGUUUCUGUCUAA
Trichosporon asahii var. asahii CBS 2479 is the source of this 1242-nucleotide messenger RNA. RefSeq lists its product as uncharacterized. The transcript is spliced from 2 exons. Bases 1 to 1242 code for a protein of 413 amino acids. Gene Ontology annotation, cellular component: plasma membrane; high-affinity iron permease complex. Gene Ontology annotation, biological process: iron ion transmembrane transport. Gene Ontology annotation, molecular function: ferrous iron transmembrane transporter activity. The record is from RefSeq and is a predicted model, not a curated record. NCBI's taxonomy places the organism in Eukaryota, Fungi, Basidiomycota, Tremellomycetes, Trichosporonales, Trichosporonaceae.